Molecule: messenger RNA, 1309 nt
Organism: Ectocarpus sp. CCAP 1310/34
Lineage: Eukaryota; Phaeophyceae; Ectocarpales; Ectocarpaceae
Source: the annotation of a GenBank genome assembly
GGUUUUGUGGUUUGUGCACAUUGAUUGCGCCAUGGACGGACCGGGCUCGUCGACCGGCGAGAUCUCUGUACUUGGCAACAGUCGGAGCUGGUACCUACUGCUCUGCCUGGGUGGGUUGCAAACGGUUGUCAAGGCGGAGGUGAAGCGGCACCUGGAAGCGUCUCGACAGGAAGGAGACGUUCAUGUGUUCGAGGAAGAUUUCGGAGCGACACAUUACGUGAUGACGAAAACCAGGAGCGCCAGACCAAGUCGAAGGGGUUCACUCCGGCCAGGCGGGUUGCGGGAAGCUGCUGGUGGCGACCGAUGCUCCGCCCGAGACCCUGAGAUCGCUUCGUUGCGUCCAGUUACGGGCUUGUUCGCCCUCGUCGCGCACUCCGCAAGCUUGGACAUCACGAGGAUUCCUCGACAGGCCGCCGAGUCCACGUCAACUUCCUCCCCGCAGAAGAUUGCCUCUGGAGCAGCCCCAGCGGAGGACCCCAACACGACAGAAGCCGCGCUUGCUCGCUUGGAGUCCCUCGUGACGGACUCCCCCCUGUGGCCUGCGGCCAUAAACGUGUGGAAGAGUUUCAAGGUUUCACAGGCACGGUCGACGGAAGCAGCAGCUGCUGGUGCUGGGGAUGUCAGCGGUACUGAACCGAGAGAUUGUCCCGCCUUGGGUGAGCCCGGCCAAGAGGAGGAGGAUGCGCCGCGAGCGGUUGGCGAUAUUGACGUCGCCGGCAUCAAGUUCCGGGCGUCUGUGGUGCGGGAUGGGCAGCACCCUUUUAGCUCCGUCGAGGCGUCGCCAAGGCUCGGAGGAGCGGUGUGGUCCGUGAACCGUGGAUGGACCGUUGAUUUAAAGGGGUAUGAUGUGGAGGUAGUGGCCUUCAUUUUGGAGAGGGGUGUGGCUGUGGGGCUCGCUCUCGACGGCGACCGAACCAAGCGUUGCUCUCACGGUCGCGUUCCGAAAGAAGACAAGGGUUUCAUAGAGACCGGGAAGCGCAUGUCAUCCCUCCGACCGAGUACCGCGUACCUCAUGCUUCGCAUGGCGGAACCUGUGGUCGGGGACGUGAUUGUCGACUGGUGAGCAACAUGCACCGUCCUUGAUGUUGGUUGCUUCGUGGGGUUGGAAAGCUCCUUUUCCCGAGAGACGCAAGGCGUAUGCGGGCAACCGUCACGCAUCACCGCGUUGGCUACAGGGUGGUACCGUGUGUUGCUCUUCCUGACAGCUUGCGUACCUGUGCGGUUACCAGCUCAACACUCUGUUCCCGUUUGGUGUCGAGUUGACAUAGCCAUGGCGUAAGCCCGGCACCUUUGUGGUAACGACAACACA